AACAAACAAGCCAAGAUGAAUCCGCGAGGACCAAGCUAUCCGAUGGCAUCCCUCUACGUUGGAGAUCUCCACCAUGUCACCGAAGCCAUGUUGUUCGAGAAAUUCUCGACAGCAGGACCCGUGUUGUCCAUAGGUGUAUGUCGAGACAUGAUAACUCGACAAUCACUUGGUUAUGCUUAUGUUAAUUUUCAACAACCUGCUGGCGCUGAAAGGGCUUUGGACACGAUGGACUUUGAUACUAUCAAGGGUAGAAAAAUCAGAAUAAUGUGGUCUCAACGUGACCCUUCCUUGAGAAAGUCUGGCGUGGGCAAUGUGUUCAUCAAGAAUUUGGACAAGAGCAUUGACAACAAGGCUCUAUACGAUACUUUCUCAGCUUUUGGCAACAUCCUGUCUUGUAAGUUAGCUUCCGAUGAAAAUGGCUCCCCGGAUUAUGGCUUUGUCCAUUUUGAUACUGAAGAAGCAGCCAGACAGGCCAUUGAGAAAGUUAAUGGCAUGUUGCUCAACGGCAAGAAAGUGUAUGUUGGCAAGUUCAUCCCUAGGAAAGAGCGAAUCGCCCUCCUUGGUGACAAGAUGAAACGCUUCAACAAUGUUUACAUCAAGAACUUCGGAGAUGAGUUAGAUGAUGACAAGAUUAGGGAAUUGUUUGAUCCAUUUGGCAAGAUCAUAAGUGCCAAGGUUAUGACUGAUGAAAUUGGCAAGUCUAGAGGGUUUGGUUUUGUUAGCUACGAAGAACCUGAGGCAGCUGAGAAGGCCGUAGACAACUUGAACGGCAUGGAGCUUGGAGGGGGGAAGGUGUUGUAUGCUGGGCGUUCACAAAAGAAAGCAGAAUGUCAAGCUGAACUGAAGGACAAGUUUGAGAAGAUCAAAAUGGAGAGGAUCAACCGAUACCAGGGUGUGAAACUGAAUGUAAAAAAUCUGGAUGAUGUGGUUGAUGACGAGAGACUUAGGAAGGAGUUCUCACAGUUUGGAACCAUCACCAGUGCUAGAGUCAUGAGUGAAGGUGGGCGGUCCAAAGGCUUCGGCUUUGUGUGCUUUAGCUCUCCAGAGGAGGCAACCAAGGCUGUGACGGAGAUGAAUGGUCGUAUCAUUGUGUCAAAACCUCUGUAUGUGGCUCUGGCCCAGCGCAAGGAGGACAGACAAGCUCACCUCGCCUCACAGUACAUGCAGAGAAUGACCACAAUGAGACAACAGCAAACCUCACAGUUUAGCCAGAUGUUCCAGCCAGCUGUGCCCACCAUGCCCCAAGCCCAGCGUGGAUUCUUUGCACCAACACAGAUGCCCCAGGUCAGAGCCAGUCCCAGGUGGCAGACCCAAGUCCGACCCACGCAGCCAACUGCUGGUUUCCAAGGCAUGCCUGCCAGUGGCCAGAUGCGCACCACUGCCCCACGAGCUGAUCAGCCAGCUGUCCUUGCAGUUGUCAAUGCCCAGCCAAUGCCCCAGCAGUCGGUUGUCAUCCCAGGGCAGGAGCCUCUGACAGCCUCCAUGUGGGCUGCUGCACCACCACAGGAACAGAAGCAGAUGCUAGGAGAGAGGCUGUUCCCUCUGAUCCAGAGGAUGUACCCCGAGCUUGCUGGAAAAAUCACUUGCAUGUUGCUCGAGAUCGACAACUCAGAACUUCUUCAUAUGUUGGAGUCAAACGAGACUCUCAAGGCAAAGGUUGAUGAUGCUGUUGCUGUAUUGCAAGCCCACCAGGCCAAAGAAGCCGCUGCCAUGUCCAAGGGCGACAAGUGAUCUCUCAUCAGUUCCUCCGUUUGUCAUUUCUGCACCGUCAAGCUAGACAGGGAACAUCUGGACAAAAGACAAUUUAGCUGAAAAGAAGCUGGAUUGUAAAUUGUAGCUGUUUGUGCAAGCAAAAUUUGUCUUGCAUG
Molecule: messenger RNA, 1868 nt
Organism: Haliotis rubra (blacklip abalone)
Lineage: Eukaryota; Metazoa; Mollusca; Gastropoda; Lepetellida; Haliotidae
Product: polyadenylate-binding protein 1-like
Cellular component (GO): cytoplasmic stress granule; ribonucleoprotein complex; cytosol
Molecular function (GO): poly(U) RNA binding; mRNA 3'-UTR binding; poly(A) binding
Source: RefSeq, a predicted model, not a curated record